Hirsutella rhossiliensis is the source of this 1704-nucleotide messenger RNA. Its product is annotated as major facilitator superfamily transporter. Lineage: Eukaryota; Fungi; Ascomycota; Sordariomycetes; Hypocreales; Ophiocordycipitaceae. The record is from RefSeq and is a predicted model, not a curated record. The coding region runs from base 1 to 1704 and encodes 567 amino acids. The transcript is spliced from 2 exons.
AUGGGCACCAACUCACCAACCACCCGGAGCUCGUCGCCGGCUUCCUUUUACACGGCAAAUGACUCCGAGGCGCACCGGUCGACGACGGCCAGCAGUCCUGCUCAGGCAACUCCCUGUCCCUACCGUGAGGCGCGACAGCUACCCCGCCAGCUCAAGGAUCACUGCCAGAUCUUCCUCGAGGAACAGAUUUAUACGUGUGCCAUCAAUCUGCUCAACAGCACGCUAGGCUCCGGCCUCUCCCGGGAAACGCCGACGCGUAAAGCUGUGCCAGUGCCGCCUCCGAGCCACAUCGCCUUGCUGGCCACGCUGGUUGUUCACCCGCUGCACACGACGCGUGCGGACAAUCCAGACCACCUCAUCGUAUCCUCCCUUGCGCUCGAUUACCUGCGCAACCUCCUGACCAUCGCCGGUCCCAUCAACGCCGGUUUCCGCGCCGCCUUCCAGUUCUACUCGACCCCGAGACGGAGUCGCCGGCCCGCUCAUACUGGCCAUGCCAGUGACAGCGACAUGUCCGAUGGCGACUCGGACCGCGAUCUCGACCUCGUGCGCGGUAGAAUGGCAAACGAGGCGAGCGUCUGGAGCCGAGGCCAGGACCUGUGGUCCACGGUCGGCUGGACUUUCAACACGGCGACUGUGCAUCCGCACCGGUGGCGCUAUUGGAAGGCCUGGCUCGAGCUCUUGCUCGAUGUCCUCGAUGCCGACUGGGCCGAGAGAGAGAGGCUCGAUCACGAGGCCCACGAGGCCGGCGGCAAGCGCGGAGACGAACCCGUCACCUCGCGCGCGGAAUCCAUGAUUUACAUGUACAUGGAGCAGCGCGACGGCCGUCAGACGGGACACAAGCGAAUCAUAAAGGCACUCUUCGCCGACGGGGGAAGCCUGUCCUCAUCUGCCUUUCCCGAGGUGUUUGAGAAGGAGCCCAGGGGGCCGAAGAAGGCGUCGAGGAAACGGAAACGGGAGCAAGCCCUCGACCUAGUAAACGACAAGUUUGGCGACUACUUUGACGAUGACUCAAUUUCCUCGGGCAUCUCUGAGCCUCCGACGCCGGAAAAACGCCGCGACGGGAGAAAGGAAGUAUCGUUUGGCUGCUCGAAUCCCGGGCUGGUCGAAUCUGUCCAUCUCCGACUGAGGUUCUUCCGGCUUCUUUCGGCUGCCACCUAUGUCCUUGGCAAACGGUCGGAUCUCAAUAAGCUGUACGAAGACUUUGCCGCAGCUAUAAAGGUGCUCCCUCUGCAGAUGUUUGCUCUGUUUGUGUCGCAAAGGGAUAAUCCACUACUGCGCGAAACCCACGUCACCAUCACCAAGGAGCUCUUCCACCUACUGCUACCCUCGAGGUACAAGGACCCCAGAAGCGUGGACCCGGAAGGCGACGCCCUGGGCAGCCUGACCAUGCCCAUGCUGGAGCACUGCUACAUGUCAUCGCCGGCCAACACGGUUGGCCUAGAGGACAAUGCGAAGCUGUCUCUGGUGGUCGAGAACGCGAUGCACCUGCUGUGGAUCUGCGACGUGGUCGCGUAUACGGACAGCUUCGCCAAAGCGGCCGAGAGGGGCAUCGAGGCGCGGGAGGUAAAGGCCAAGAAGAGGCGAACGGGCAAGAUGCGCGCCGACGCCGGCGAUGUCGUGGCGCAAGCCGUCCUGGCGGGCUCUGCCCAGAGAAUACGCGUUUUGUUACAGUUGCUGGAGGCGUCGGCUGAUGCGGAGGAGUGA